AUGUUGUUGAAUGGCUGGAAAAUCAACAAGAGUUCAAGAAACCAUGAGGAUGGUCCAUUCAUAUGGAGUUUCACCUGCCGGCUGCUUCGGCGUAGGCUAGAAGGGCCGGACGCUGAAGAGACUGCCCUAUAUGAGGUCGUAUCUUCUUCGCUACAGGAUGGCACAGAAAAGGCAUCAAAGUCAGCGUCACAGGCAACAGAUCCAGAAAUGAGUACAACACCGGACACUCUAGAUGAAUCAAUCCAAGCACCAUCUCCACCAGCGGAGAUUGACCAGAGCAUUCGAGUGCCCAGAUCGCAAGUGCAUGAUGCAGGCCGCUGCGAUGAUAAGUCUAUUGAGGGUGACAGUGAUCAAGCUGUCCGCUCCGAUGAUGGCGUCGAGGAUCCAAUACUCCAGGACAGGAUAAACAUGGAGGAUGUGCUGAAGCAUGCCUGGGUUGAAGACCGUUGAACGUCAAGAUCUCCCACGAAAUGUCAGCUUCAUGGGGCUGUAUAUCGCAUAGCAUAAGAAGAUAGCGCGAGGCUCCUAGUCUACCAACGAGUAAUGAUGAUAGAGUUUUGGUAGAUUUGGGAGUAUUUUCUGGAUUAUACCAAGGAAGUCCAUCAGCUAUCAAUACUAAGUUCAAUCCCCAAACGUUGUGGUGAUGGCUACCGCUCGUCAACACUCACUCCCCCCCUGCUGACAUGGAAUAUUCCAUAAAGACGAGAGCUGAUAGGUCGGGUACUGUAGGGAAAUAUGUAUUUGCUGGCAGAGCUGACAACUGGCAAUGGCGUCCUCGGCUUCGGCUUGGCCGUUGGCCUUAUUACAUGCAUACCCACUUGGAAAAAGAUGGGGGAGUUUGGGAGCGAAG
Molecule: messenger RNA, 850 nt
Organism: Truncatella angustata
Lineage: Eukaryota; Fungi; Ascomycota; Sordariomycetes; Amphisphaeriales; Sporocadaceae
Exons: 1
Coding region: 1-450 (149 amino acids)
Source: RefSeq, a predicted model, not a curated record